Messenger RNA from Symbiodinium sp. CCMP2456, 2331 nucleotides. Lineage: Eukaryota; Dinophyceae; Suessiales; Symbiodiniaceae. The record is from the annotation of a GenBank genome assembly.
AUGCCUGACCCCGUGCGCCAUGUCGCUUUGGCUACGACCUUGAAGGUUUAUGUUCACAGCGCCUCCGACCUUCCGCGCGGCGACGCCAAAGGUCUGUCCGAUCCUUACGUGGUUUGCUUCCUCCCACCGGGCGCGGAGCCCGUCUUCCAAACGCAGGUUUGCAGGCAAACGCUCGACCCCGUCUGGGACGAGGAGCACCAGUUCCGCUACAACCCGGGCGCCAGUCUCCAGUUCCAGGUGCUGGACAAGGAUGACUCCCUGAAGGAUCUCUCCGAGCGUUUGCUUGACUUCCGCGGAAUCGGCUCUGACUUCCUCGGGCAAGUGACCUUGGAGAGUGAGGAAUUUUAUCCGAAGGGAUUCGAGGGCGAUGUCAUGCUCGAGGGUGUGCCUGGGGGCAAGAAUGCUAUCUUGCAUCUGCGAAUCACUGUCGAUGAGGGUCAGGUGCGCCUGCCCAUUCCUUCCCAGCCUGCGGCACAGUCUCACGAGACUCUGAUGGACACUGCCGAAGCCCAGCAGUUGCUCUACAGCACGGAGGAGAUGCCGGCGAAGGAAACGAGGAGGCAGCCAACCACGCAGGCUCCUCAACAUCUUUCCCAGCAUCCUCCUUCGGAGCGUCUCCAACAGAAUGCUCGCCAAGAGCAGAGGGGCGGAUCCUGCUCCUCCACCGCUGCACCGGGAGGCUUGCAUGAGGUCUGGCAGCUUCGCGUUACACUUGCAGCAGCUGUUGCAUUGCCAACGACACGCGACAGUGGGAGGUGCAGCCCGUACUGCCUUUGUGACCUCGCCGGGGACACGCCUUUUCAAUGCAGAACGGCUAUCAUUACUGACUCACGGGAACCAGUGUGGAACAAGACGGUCGACAUGGAGUUCUCUGGCAAAGAGCCUCUGGUUUUCUCUAUCUACAGCAAGGAGGUUUGGCCUGAGAAAGACACAUUACUCGCCACGGCCACACUUUCAGCUAAUCAGCUGCUUCCAGACGGCUUCGACGGAGACCUUGGGUUAGAGCUAUGCAGCGGCGCCGAAGUUCACACACACUCCGAGCGACCUUCUCUGAGAGUGCAGGUGACUUGCCACAAAGUGCAGCGAACAGCGGUUUCCGCGGCUCGUCGCGAGAAGCACCAGCACCAGAAGCAUUUAGAGGCCCCAGAGCGGCAGGAGCAUCGCCAAGACAAGGCUUCAAGUCCCAGGCCGAAGGCGAAGCCGGCGCUGAGCCCAAAGAGGCUGAAAGUGCUCAUCCAGAGCUUCCGAGGAUUGCAUGGGCUGGACUUGUCUUCAAGGCGAGUGUUCUCCUGCAUUUGCGCCAUCGCCGGGCGGAGAUAUGCCGACUUGCAGACUGGCCCCGCCAUGGAGCAGGGUUACCAAACAGUAUGGAAUCUUGAAGGUGAGCUUCAAGACUACGUGGAGGGAGAAGACCUGGAGUUCCACGUGGCAUGCGAGGAUACACAGCUUGAGGGAUCCGCUAUCCUCCGGUGCCAUCAGUUCUACCCGUUCGGGUUCAACUCCGACAUCACCAUGGCAAACGAUGGCCAGGGAAUAGUGGGACUAUUGCGGGUGAAGGUCAGCGUGGAGAAAGGAGCCAGUCAAAAGCACGUCUUUCCUACAGGGUUGCGAACCCUGGGCAUCCAGCAACCAUCUUCCGCUGCCGAUGCGAGGCUGAAACAAGCAGGCGACGUUUGGCUCCGCAGCCUCCGACCCUGGGAUGCCUUCCAGGCGUCCCUGGCAGCAGCUCAGGGCCAGGAACGACAUCGACUCUCCGAGCAGUCCAGUGCGAUCUUGAAGCCGAAAGUGAGUCGCAUGCCCAUGCCGCCCAUGCCCAUGUCGCAAAGCCAGGCCCAGGCAGUGGCAGCAGUGGGAGGGCGUUCCGGCCGCUCCUCUCCGUCCUCACCCAAGAGACAAGGGGGCCACAUGGGCCACCUCCCAUCAGCGCCACGGCCACUGUCACCGCAACGCACGCAGCACGCUCUUCAAGCCUGCCAAGUGGGCCCCGGCCACUGUGCCCAUGGCCAAGCAAGCAACAGCCCUUUGGUGCUGAGUCCAGUUCCAACCCAGAGGCAGCCGGUAGCAGUCGCUGCACCACACAUUCGAAUCCCUGUCGUUCCAGUCACCGUGGGGAUCUCUCCAGCAGCUUCGCCUGCUCUUGCGCUUCCGAUCGGAUAUGCGGGGCCGAGUCUCACCAGCACGGCAACUUCCAUGGCGGGAAUCAUGCCUACACCGGCUUUCGUUACUGGUGGACGGCCGGUGCAGCCGGGAGUAAUCUCGUUGCUGAAAGAGGCCCAAGCAAGCCUCGAGAGCUUACGCGCAGGGACGGGGACGAUGCACGCAGUGCGCUGA